AUGGUGAGGCACAAUUCAAAGGCCUACCUGCCCAUCCUCUGUUUGGCCUACCUGCCCAUCCUCGUUUGGGAUAUCUGGAGGAGAUCCCCAAGCAGCGAUGAUAAGGUUCAAGUAGUCUGGGACUGCGCUGCACGUGCCCCGGGAGAACGUGCAAGCAAGCGAGCAAUCCAGCCAACCAGCCAGCCAGCGAUAGAUUCCCAGGACUGUCCCUGUGCCAGCGGUGGUGCCUGCACCUGUGGCAACAACUGUCAGUGCAAAAACUGCAAGAGCAAAUUGUGUAAAAAAGGCUGCUGUUCCUGCUGUCCCGUGGGAUGUACCAAGUGUGCCCAGGGCUGCAUCUGCAAAGGCCCCCCAGCCAGCAAAUGCAGCUGCUGUAAGUAAACUGCCGGUCGCUUGGUUGAGUGCCAACCUGUAUAUUAGCCCACAAUCAUGUAACACUCGAUGUCCAUUUAUAUAUAUUUGCCUGUGUGUUUUCCAGUCUGUAGAUGUGAGUACAAGGUACGUGGAAAGCAAUAAAGGUAUCUCUGUA
Molecule: messenger RNA, 529 nt
Organism: Varanus komodoensis (Komodo dragon)
Lineage: Eukaryota; Metazoa; Chordata; Lepidosauria; Squamata; Varanidae
Product: metallothionein-1-like
Exons: 2
Coding region: 1-381 (126 amino acids)
Molecular function (GO): metal ion binding
Source: RefSeq, a predicted model, not a curated record